Messenger RNA from Diachasmimorpha longicaudata, 1186 nucleotides. It is a transcript of the gene Anox, whose product is annotated as anorexia. The transcript has a single exon. NCBI's taxonomy places the organism in Eukaryota, Metazoa, Arthropoda, Insecta, Hymenoptera, Braconidae. Gene Ontology annotation, molecular function: fatty-acyl-CoA binding; protein binding. Bases 138 to 845 code for a protein of 235 amino acids. The record is from RefSeq and is a predicted model, not a curated record.
GACAGAGAAACGUAUCAAACAAUUCUGACGAAGCCAAAUCAUCAUCUUGAGGGAUAUGAUCUGCACAUCAGACAUUUCUGGGAAACUAACGAACAAUAAUUAGCCAUUAACUGACAUCAUUUAAGCUAGUGUGAUUAAUGAUGGCAGAGAAGGAGAGUGUAGACGAUUUAGAGGUUAGGUUUAAUCGAGCCGCUAAUCAUUUGCAGAGUUUGGCAGCAAAUUUGGAUUCGGGACAAUUGCUAGGGUUUUAUGGUCUCUAUAAACAGGCAACUGUGGGGCUUUGUGACACCGCUAAACCGAGUUGGUAUCAGGCACAGGCGAAGCAGAAGUGGGAGGCAUGGAGGAGCCUCGGGGACAUGGGAAAGGAGGAAGCGAUGGAGAAGUAUAUUUCAUUGUUGACAAAUUUGGAUGAGAAUUGGGAGCACGAUGCCAAGAUUGGGGGUAAAGCCUGGGUCGCUGUCAGCUCGAUGGUAAACACCGAUGAUGUUCUCAGCGAUGGGGACAAGACUCUGUUCGAUUGGGUGAAGGAAGGCAGAGAGGAUAAAGUUAGGGAAUUACUGCUGCGUGAUUCAUCGAUCAUCAACACACCUGACAAGGACAACAUGCUGCCGAUUCACUGGGCUGCUGAUCGAGGCCACAUACCCACCAUCAAGUGUCUGAUUGAAAAAGGGGCGGACAUCAAUGCCCAAGAUGAUGAUGGCCAAACAGCCCUUCAUUAUGCUGCUUCUUGUGGGCAUGCCGAUGUCGUCGAAUAUCUGCUCUCCAUUGGGGCUAAAUCACUCAAGGAUCACGAUGGACUAACACCCAAACAAGUUGCCGAUGACAGACUUGCAGCCAUACUCUGACAUGAUUCAUUGGUUUAGUACUGUAUGAAUGUCAAUCAAGAUUGUGUUAUCUUUAAUAUGAAUGAAUCAUUAAAUAAUGUUGGAAAUAUAUGAUUGGAAAAUGGGGUUCAAAUUUUGUCUCUGUAAGCUCCGUUUCUUAUUUUUGUUUUUUUUUUAUUUCAUUUAUAAACAAAUAAAUCCUUUAAUACUCCAAUAUACUCACAGCCUAAGGUCUCCUUAGGUAAAUGCGUGCUCCGAUGAAAAUUUUUUCACGUCUACGGACGAUUUUGAAUUAACCGAUUGCCGUUUUCAUCUUAUGUUCCAUAAAUCUUCAAUAAACUCAUAACUUUUAAUUUUAAAAA